AUGGCUGAAAGGCUUGUGCGGUUAAUGCAUAACACCAAAGGUGUAGGGUACAUUGUUAAUACAUUACACCAUACACCCGCCAGUACGGUUAAUGCAUUACACUUUCAGCAGCCGUUACGGUUAAUGCACAGUGUUGAGUGGAUGCAUAGCAUAAACCAUUGGUUUAUGCUAUGCACUGAUCCACACGCCGAACUCAAUCUGGUGCUGGAGCAGGCAGGGGUAGGGACGACCGAAACUACUCCUGCCUUGCUCCUGGAGGAGUCUGCGUUGUUUGCGGGGCUUGGACACAUUGUGAACAACGUCAAGACAGCCAGGGCGGCCUGCAAUAAGUGUGGGCGCGCGCAGGCAUAUCUGGACGCCAUCGCUGCCCUCCCGGGCAAACCCGUCGUCCCCUCAACCACCCUCCCCGCACCCGCCCCAGCCACCACGCACCUCACCCACCAGCCCCCCGUCUCCGCCCACCAUCCCCCCGUCUCCACCAUCCCAACCCCCAUCACCACCGCCCAGCCCCCCGUCUCUGCUGCCGCUCCCCCUGUCUCCGCCCCCCAGCCGCCCGUCGCCGCUGCCGCUCCCACCGCCCCUAUCCCCAACCCCCUUGCAUUCACCAGCCUCCUCAACCCCGCCCCAAUCCCCAACCCCAUCCCAAUCUCCGCCCUUCUCAACCCUGCCCCCAUCCCCACCUGCCCCACCCGCGCUGCCGCCAUAGCAGGGGUCGCAGCCGCAGCAGCAGCAGCAGCAGCGCCCACCCCGACGACCGGUGACGAGGAGGAGGGGUAUGACGAGAUGGCGCAGGAGGAGCUGGCCGCGAUUGAAGAGGAGGAGGGGCACUGGAGGGCGUUGGGAAAGCUAGUGAGGGAGACGUGCGGUUCAACAAUACGCCAGGCGAUGAAGGCCCACACCACGCCCCUCUUUGACGCACACCGAGCGCGCCUGGCCGCUGCAAAGCAGAAGGCCGAGGAAGUGCAGGCUUUUACCCCCGCCUCCGACGACGCCGAUGAUGAUGACGAGGAGUAUACGUCGGUGGAGAGCAGCCUCCCACACUCGUACGGGCUCCGAGUUGUGGGAGGAGGAGGAUUAUGCAUUUGCGUGAGGAGCAAAUCGCGAGGCUGCCCCUAUUCCGGGCUGUCUCCAUCGAUCGCGGGAGUUGAGAGCGGAACGUUCCAUGAGAUCGGAAUGCAGAGCAACUACGACGGCGACGGCGACGGCGACUGA
Messenger RNA from Fimicolochytrium jonesii, 1212 nucleotides. RefSeq lists its product as uncharacterized. Bases 1 to 1212 code for a protein of 403 amino acids. The record is from RefSeq and is a predicted model, not a curated record. The transcript is spliced from 5 exons. NCBI's taxonomy places the organism in Eukaryota, Fungi, Chytridiomycota, Chytridiomycetes, Spizellomycetales, Powellomycetaceae.